GUACACUGAGCAGGGCGGUGGAGAACCCUGUGUGUGUGUGUGUAUGUGUGUGUGAGCCACAACAAGACAGAGAGAGAGAGAGAGAGAUACAUCCAGUGCAGCAAAAGUCUAUUAAGUCAUGCAUGACCCAGGUUCUCCUGCAGAUAUGGCCAACACGUUCAAGUCAGAUGAUCACAUGGUGAUAACUAUACCCCUCUCCAGCAUCAACAAGGGACAAGAAGGGAAACUGCUACCAGAGAACUUUCACUGUGUUUUUAAAGAUGUGUACAAAGUCUUUCUCAAAGGAAACCCGAAGGCUUUAGGGACGGCACAGCUCAUCGCUGGACUGCUGAUUAUCAGCCUGGGGUUGCUGGUGCCUGAUACUUUUCUCUAUACCCUGCCCAGUGUUCUGUUCAUAAUUUCAGGACUGCUGUCAUACGCUGCAGGACACUCUCCAAAUAUGAGUCUGACAAAACUAUCAUUUUCACUCAACAUCAUCAGCCUUUUUUGGGCCACAGCAGCCCUGGUCAUUUGUCUGUAUAAGCUUACUUCCCAACGCUGGAGUGAAACAGAAAAUGGAAUACAAGGAACGACUGCUGUUCUUAUUGCCCUGGAGCUGGUGGUUGCACUGAUUCUGAUCUAUUGGGAGAGCAAAGCAGUGUGCCGAGAUCACUACAACAUUCUGCCCGUGAUCAACCUGAAGCAUGAGGCAUGAGCCAUUCAAAUAAAACGCAGGGCUUUUCCACUGAGUGUCCUCCUUCACCUGCUGAGCAUGACAGAACCCCUAUUCAAUUUUGAUGUGUGACAAAAAUUCCAGGUAUUCAUUCUGUACAACAUAAUAUUUUAACAACAAUUUUGGAGAAAUGAGAAAAAAACUGAUAACCUGUACAAAAUGGAGGAAACAUAACAUUUUGUCUGCAAAAGGCUACAUGCUUUUAAAACUGAACCAUAAACGUUGUUCAGGUCAUGAAUAUUAUGUUUUAAGAUGGUUAUGUGGUGUGAAAGUGU
Molecule: messenger RNA, 987 nt
Organism: Anguilla rostrata (American eel)
Lineage: Eukaryota; Metazoa; Chordata; Actinopteri; Anguilliformes; Anguillidae
Product: membrane-spanning 4-domains subfamily A member 15
Exons: 7
Coding region: 119-694 (191 amino acids)
Cellular component (GO): membrane
Source: RefSeq, a predicted model, not a curated record